Vespula vulgaris is the source of this 1146-nucleotide messenger RNA. It is a transcript of the gene bug, whose product is annotated as thioredoxin domain-containing protein 15. Bases 280 to 1104 code for a protein of 274 amino acids. Gene Ontology annotation, cellular component: cilium. The record is from RefSeq and is a predicted model, not a curated record. The transcript is spliced from 4 exons. Gene Ontology annotation, biological process: cilium assembly. Lineage: Eukaryota; Metazoa; Arthropoda; Insecta; Hymenoptera; Vespidae.
AUCUGUUAUUGAUAUUAGUUAUGUUUAGCUUGGACAAUCGAUUUUCUUAGAUUAUGAAAGUCGAAAGUUGAUGAUUAAUAAACGAUAAGUGAAAAUGAAAAUAAUGCAAAUAUAUUUGGAUGAAUUGAAAUUCGUAAACUAUCUUUCAAACAUAAUAAUACAUUAAUCUUAUAGUAAUUCAUGUGUAACUAAUUUUUUGAUUAAGCUAUUCGUUUGCAUUCUAUAUAUUUGUUCUAGUAAAUAAAUGUUCAACUUGCGCUAUUAGGUUAUAUACGUAAGAUGUAUAUUUUAGAAAGAAGAUUAAGUUUAUUUAUGCUAGUACUAGCUUCGAUAAUAAGUGUAUUCGGACAGACUGACGAAUGUGCUGUACAAAUAAAAUCUGAGGAUAAUCUCUCUGAUAAUGAUGUAACUGCUAUUCAAGAAGUUUUAGAACCAACGACGAAUGUAUCAUUAGAAAAUAGUUCUGUACCUAGUACAACAAAAGUAAAUUGUUUAACCGACAAGACUUAUGGACCGGUGGAAUUAGUCAACGCAACAAGAUUUAUGGAAUUGCUGAUCUUAGAACCUGGACCGUCAAACCGAACUAGAAAUGACAAGGAUGGUAGACAACAACCAGGAACAUGCGUAUUAGUUUUGUUUUAUGCAAGAUGGUGUGUUUUCAGUAGUCAAGCAGCACCACAUUUCAAUGCAUUACCAAGAUCAUUUCCUCACAUAAAAUGUAUAGCUAUAGAUGCAAUAAGACAUCAAAGCUUUAAUGCACAAUAUGGAAUAGUAGGAGUACCAACAUUGAUGCUAGUACAUAAUGGAAAACCUGUAGCUAAAUUUAAUAGCACUGUUUACACUCUGGAGUUAUUUGCAAAAUUUAUUACACAUCUUACAAUGUUUCAAACAAGUGGUUCUUUAUUUGUUACAUCUGCAGAUUUUAGUGGUCCAGUACCUAGCACACCUUCCAAUGAAACCGAUUAUUGUUUAGUACUAUCUUGGGUUUUUAUUGCUGCAUGUACUUUAUAUUUCACAUCAAAAAGCAGAUGGUGGCAACAGUUCAUUGAAUUAGUUCAAAAUACAUGGCGAGAAAGUAACGCACAGCACGAGCAUGUAGAUUAAAUUUUUUGUAAAUAAAAUAAAUAUGUUCAUCCAACUAAAAAA